CUCAGUCAAAGGCGGAUUUCAGACAAAUAUACACCUAAAAAUGAGACUCUUAAAAUUAAUCAUUAUUCUCCAAGUUUUUAUUUUAUGUGUCAAUUCAGAAACAUACAAAGUCACUUCACAAAUCUUCCUGGACAUUGUGCAAGAUGAGAAAGAUUUGGGACGAAUUGUAAUUGGCUUGUUUGGAGAGAACUCUCCCAAAACUGUGAGAAACUUCCGGAAAAUCUGCUUGAAGGGAAUCAAUGGAAAGUCUUACAAUGGGACAAAAUUUCACCGAGUUAUCAAGAAAUUUAUGAUCCAAGGAGGAGACAUUGUUAAUGGGAAUGGUCAGGGAUCUGUGAGCAUCUAUGGAGAAACAUUUGAUGAUGAAAAUCUCACUCUAAUGCACUCUGGUCCCGGAUUUCUUGGAAUGGCAAAUCGAGGUCCCAAUACCAAUGGAUGCCAGUUCUAUAUUACAACUAUUGCAACUCCUUGGCUCAAUGGGAAGCACACGAUCUUUGGCAAAGUUGUGGAAGGACAAGGGAUUGUCCAUAAAAUAGAACAGAUGAAAACCAACUCGGAUGAUGUUCCUGUGAAGCCUGUGAAGAUCAAGAAGUGCGGAAGCAUACAUCUCAAAGAAACUUACACCAUUUCAGACGAUCCCUAUGACCUUGCAGCAUGGAUUAAGGCUUCAGGAGUACCUCUAGGGAUGACCUUUGCUAUUUUAUCAUUUUUCCAUUGGGUCAUUCGCCAACUUAACCGUUAUAUUUAAAUUCAGAAAUUAAAUUUUUCAAUGCAAAUCGUCGUGUCCUCUGGUGGAAAAAAAUCACACCUUUCAUAACCUAACUUUUUUUUUCACAAUAAGGUUGACCGGAUACAGGAAAAGUGUUGUUAUUUAUUGAAAAUCAAUUAAAUUACUUAAAAAAUGGCAUCGAUAUAUGCUAAAAGUGAGUAUGAAUAAAGCAACAGGAAGUCUUUCAGUCUUGACAAUAGACUUUUUGCA
Molecule: messenger RNA, 979 nt
Organism: Phlebotomus papatasi
Lineage: Eukaryota; Metazoa; Arthropoda; Insecta; Diptera; Psychodidae
Gene: ninaA
Product: peptidyl-prolyl cis-trans isomerase, rhodopsin-specific isozyme
Exons: 4
Coding region: 41-748 (235 amino acids)
Biological process (GO): protein peptidyl-prolyl isomerization; protein folding
Cellular component (GO): intracellular membrane-bounded organelle
Molecular function (GO): peptidyl-prolyl cis-trans isomerase activity
Source: RefSeq, a predicted model, not a curated record